AGCAGCCUUCUCCCCCACAGAGGCUGGGAUAGGAUGAGGGGGGAGGAGUUGGGGACUGAGGGAUCAGAAGCCCUAGGAUGCCCUGUAUCUGAAGAAAGAUUUGGCCAGGGGCAGCUGUGCUGGCUUAUGCUCUCCUCCUUCUGCUGCUGCCAUCCUCCAGCAAGAUGCUAGGGUCUUUGGGGCUUUGGGCAUUACUUCCCACAGCUGUGGAAGCACCCCCAAACAGGCGAACCUGUGUGUUCUUUGAGGCCCCUGGAGUGCGGGGAAGCACAAAGACACUGGGAGAGCUGCUAGAUAUAGGCGCAGAGCUCCCCAGAGCUAUCCGCUGCCUCUACAGCCGCUGCUGCUUUGGGAUCUGGAACCUGACCCAAGACCGGGCACAGGUGGAAAUGCAAGGAUGCCGAGACAGUGAUGAGCCAGGCUGUGAGUCCCUCCACUGUGACCCAAGUCCCCGAGCCCACCCCAGCCCUGGCUCCACUCUCUUCACCUGCUCCUGUGGCACUGACUUCUGCAAUGCCAAUUACAGCCAUCUGCCUCCUCCAGGGAGCCCUGGGACUCCUGGCUCCCAGGGUCCCCAGGCUGCCCAAGGUGAGUCCAUCUGGAUGGCACUGGUGCUGCUGGGGCUGUUCCUCCUCCUCCUGCUGCUGCUGGGCAGCAUCAUCUUGGCCCUGCUACAGCGAAAGAACUACAGAGUGCGAGGUGAACCAGUGCCAGAGCCAAGGCCAGACUCAGGCAGGGACUGGAGUGUGGAGCUGCAGGAGCUGCCUGAGCUGUGUUUCUCCCAGGUAAUCCGGGAAGGAGGUCAUGCAGUGGUUUGGGCCGGGCAGCUGCAAGGAAAACUGGUUGCCAUCAAGGCCUUCCCACCGAGGUCUGUGGCUCAGUUCCAAGCUGAGAGAGCAUUGUACGAACUUCCAGGCCUACAGCACGACCACAUUGUCCGAUUUAUCACUGCCAGCCGGGGGGGCCCUGGCCCCCUGCUCUCUGGGCCCCUGCUGGUACUGGAACUGCAUCCCAAGGGCUCCCUGUGCCACUACUUGACCCAGUACACCAGUGACUGGGGAAGUUCCCUGCGGAUGGCACUGUCCCUGGCCCAGGGCCUGGCAUUUCUCCAUGAGGAGCGCUGGCAGAAUGGCCAAUAUAAACCAGGUAUUGCCCACCGAGAUCUGAGCAGCCAGAAUGUGCUCAUUCGGGAAGAUGGAUCGUGUGCCAUUGGAGACCUGGGCCUUGCCUUGGUGCUCCCUGGCCUCACUCAGCCCCCUGCCUGGACCCCUACUCAACCACAAGGCCCAGCUGCCAUCAUGGAAGCUGGCACCCAGAGGUACAUGGCACCAGAGCUCUUGGACAAGACUCUGGACCUACAGGAUUGGGGCAUGGCCCUCCGACGAGCUGAUAUUUACUCUUUGGCUCUGCUCCUGUGGGAGAUACUGAGCCGCUGCCCAGAUUUGAGGCCUGACAGCAGUCCACCACCCUUCCAACUGGCCUAUGAGGCAGAACUGGGCAAUACCCCUACCUCUGAUGAGCUAUGGGCCUUGGCAGUGCAGGAGAGGAGGCGUCCCUACAUCCCAUCCACCUGGCGCUGCUUUGCCACAGACCCUGAUGGGCUGAGGGAGCUCCUAGAAGACUGUUGGGAUGCAGACCCAGAAGCACGGCUGACAGCUGAGUGUGUACAGCAGCGCCUGGCUGCCUUGGCCCAUCCUCAAGAGAGCCACCCCUUUCCAGAGAGCUGUCCACAUGGCUGCCCACCUCUCUGCCCAGAAGACUGUACUUCAAUUCCUGCCCCUACCAUCCUCCCCUGUAGGCCUCAGCGGAGUGCCUGCCACUUCAGCGUUCAGCAAGGCCCUUGUUCCAGGAAUCCUCAACCUGCCUGUACCCUUUCUCCUGUGUAAAUAUGCAGUUUAUGUGUCAUCAAUGUACAUGCCAACAUAAAUAUGGUGAUUGUAUA
Molecule: messenger RNA, 1942 nt
Organism: Gorilla gorilla gorilla (western lowland gorilla)
Lineage: Eukaryota; Metazoa; Chordata; Mammalia; Primates; Hominidae
Gene: AMHR2
Product: anti-Mullerian hormone receptor type 2
Exons: 11
Coding region: 165-1886 (573 amino acids)
Biological process (GO): BMP signaling pathway; protein phosphorylation; cellular response to growth factor stimulus
Cellular component (GO): signaling receptor complex; plasma membrane
Molecular function (GO): transforming growth factor beta receptor activity; ATP binding
Source: RefSeq, a predicted model, not a curated record